This is a messenger RNA of Anthostomella pinea, 363 nucleotides long. Lineage: Eukaryota; Fungi; Ascomycota; Sordariomycetes; Xylariales; Xylariaceae. The record is from the annotation of a GenBank genome assembly.
AUGCACGACUACAUCAAGCGAGUACAAGCCGUGAUAUGGAACCGCGUCGUGCUCGAGGGCGCGGCCGGACACGACGUGCACGAGGAUGCGCUCGUCGGCAUUGGGCCUCCUCUGACAGAAAAGGACGAUCUGGUGUGCAUUCUUUUUGGCUGCAGCGUGCCAUGCAUCCUCCGCCCUUUGGUGUCAGUCGACUUGGAGCCGAACCAGGGGAAGAAGAGCCGCAAGCCCUAUGCUGGAGAGAAACUUGACUACUACGAGUUCGUUGGCGAGGCUUUUGUUUAUGGCAAGAUGGAUGGUCAGGCUAUGGAGAGUAUCAGCGCCGAUGAGCUCACAGACAAAACGCAAGAUUUUCGGUUGAUGUGA